Ambispora gerdemannii is the source of this 1263-nucleotide messenger RNA. Lineage: Eukaryota; Fungi; Glomeromycota; Glomeromycetes; Archaeosporales; Ambisporaceae. The record is from the annotation of a GenBank genome assembly.
AUGCCAAGAGCAAAAAAAGCAAACAGCAAUACUAAAAGCACUCGCGCAAACUCUACAAACCUUACAAAGCCAAUUGGUGUAAAAAAUGCAGCAUUUAUUAACCAAACCAUAAAACGCUCAAACACCUCAGAAAGGGCCUCUUCCUCCUCCCGUCUUCCUUCUUUGACAUCAAAAAAACUUCCAUCUUCAUCAAUCAUACCCGCAAAACGUGAAACUGCGCCCGCCCAAAGCAACACUCUUAACAAAUAUUUUGUUACUUCCAAGCCAAAGUAUGGACUUAGGCUACCGGAAAAAUUCGUUGUUUUGGAGAAAAUUUUUAAUGCGCUGCAGAUUAGUUUGAAUACAAAUCUUGGACAGAAUCGUCUUUGCGUUUAUCAUAAAAUGAAAAAUCAGGUCGAGGAAAUUUCUGGAAGAAAUUUCGAUCUAACACGUUUUGCGCAGAUAAUCCACGUUUACCCUCAAGCUUUUACUGUUGAAGCUUAUCGCCAUCUCAAUGAGAAUUCGUUCUUAAUAAAUUUUCCAGGUCCUCAAAAAAUAAUGUUGACCCAACAGUUAAAUGAAAGGAAACGUAAAUUCCACGAUUUGUUAUUUGACAUUGUAAAGAAAAAAUAUGAGGGAUACUUGAAAUCGAAAUCAAUAGUCCACCCUAUCGAGACUACCGAUGAAUGGCACGCAGGCUUUGACCUAGAAAGUGUCGAGGAUAUCCCUGAAGCCAAACUACCUCAACUUCACAAACCUCAUUCAUCGCUAAGCUCUCCAAAGAUCCGUCUGAAUAUCAAUAAUAUACCGAAUGCCAUUGAUAUUUCAAAUCCCGUUGAAACACCAAAAUCAUUGGAGUCAUCAUCGCCCGAGUCUAGGCGAGAUUCUUUGCGAGAGCGGAUACGUGCAAAAGAAAUAAUGAAUAAACAGCGACUAAAUAUUAAAACAUUAACUCCAGAAGAAAAGAAAAGACGCUCACAAUUGAGCAGGUUAUCUGACAUUGCGCAAACCCUCUCAUUUAUCUUUGCAAGCAAGUUAAAAGAAAAGAUGCGACUAGAGGAGCUAUCUGAAUCUUUAUCCCGCGCGGAUAGCGAUAGAUUGGUAAUGUCAAAAGUCGAAGCUCGUGAGCAUUUAAGAUUAUUAGCGGAAAUUUUGCCGAUUUGGUGUGAAAUUUUCGCUGUUGAAGGUGUUUCAUAUCUAAAAAUCGAUAAUAAAAUUCAAACUUCAACACUACGUAACAUAAUAGAACGAAAAGUAAAAGAGAAUCUAAGUUCAAAUAAUUAG